Molecule: messenger RNA, 945 nt
Organism: Suillus subaureus
Lineage: Eukaryota; Fungi; Basidiomycota; Agaricomycetes; Boletales; Suillaceae
Exons: 8
Coding region: 123-857 (244 amino acids)
Source: RefSeq, a predicted model, not a curated record
CAGGUGGAAGCCCACCGACGAUAAAGCUUCGAAAUUCUGUCUGAUUGAGCCCACCUUUCACUAUUAUUACUCAUACCACAUCUCCUGCAAACACUUCAGUGAGACCAAACCCGGAAAUUUCAAUGGCACAAACCCUGCAGGAAAUUCUUGUCUACCUCGACAAUUUGGAACGUUGUUUUCUCGAGAGAAUCUUGGAGGCCCGCAGACAUGUUAUGGAGCGUCUUGCCAACUACCAGUCAAACGUCACGAUGGGAAGCAAUGAGUACUACGCUAUCGCACCUUCCGAGACUUUGCUCGACCCUUCACUCGACCCUGUGUUCAGGGGAUCACUGCUAGAGGGUACAGGUCCUACUCCCGAAAGCCAAUUGUUGCCUCCUCAACGCUUCCAAGGCUCAAUUGUCGGCAACGCCCCCAUGGUUAUCGAUGACGGGCCCGUUGUUCAACCUGUUCAAGACUUCAGUUUCGGCGAUGCCUUCACAAUCGCCGACGACGGACUUGUUGCUCAACCUGUCCAAGACUUCAAUUUCGGCGAUGCCUUCACAAUCGCCGACGACGGACUUGUUGCUCAACCUGUCCAAGACUUCAAUUUCGGCGAUGCCUUCACAAUCGCCAACGACGGACUUGUUGCUCAACCUGUCCAAGGUUUCUUUGAUGCGGGCUUUCCCCAGGUCCCAUCAAACUCCCCAGCCAAGGCAAAGGUAACGUGCCCCAAAUGCCCGGCAACCUUCAAGAGGGAUAAUUUGAGACGCCACCUCAACGAGGUACAUGAGGCGAAGCCCAGGACUAGUUGUGACCGUUGUGACAAGAGCUUCAAGCGCAAGUCUAGUAUGAAAGGUCAUAAAUGCAGAGGUUCCUAGGUUAUGUUAAUAGUAUGUACCAUGAGUAUUAACAAUACUCACGAUCUCGCUAGUACCGUUCUCGAGGUAAAACAUGCGAUUCAUCAGA